ACCAGAAGGUGUCGGUAAUGCACCCAAAAGUUGCCAUCCGCCAAUUGAAGAGGAAGAAGAACCUUCGUUAAUAUCAUCUUCAAGAAGAUGGCGGCGUUGACUGCAAGUCGUCCAACUCUCGGCGGUUUCAGUUUUGACAACUGUAAACGAAAUGCAUUUCUUGACCACAAAGCACAGGAAUUGGGCUGUACUUUGCCAGCUCCUCGUAAAACUGGAACUACUAUCUGCGGUGUUGUUUUUAAGGGUGGGAUCAUCCUGGGUGCUGACACCAGAGCCACUGAGGGCAUGGUAGUGGCUGACAAGAACUGCUCCAAGAUACACUACAUCUCACCCAACAUUUAUUGUUGUGGAGCAGGAACGGCUGCCGACACGGAAGUGACCACGCAGAUGAUCUCCUCCAAUCUGGAACUGCACGCCCUUUCCACAGGCAGACUGCCGCGUGUGGCCACUGCCAACCGCAUGUUCAAGCAAAUGCUCUUCAGGUAUCAGGGUUACAUUGGGGCUGCUCUUGUCCUUGGUGGAGUGGACUGUAACGGUCCUCAUCUUUACAGCAUCUACCCUCAUGGCUCCACUGACAAGCUUCCUUAUGUCACCAUGGGAUCUGGAUCCCUGGCUGCCAUGGCCGUGUUUGAAGACAGAUACAAGCCCGACAUGGAGGAGGAGGACGCCAAGAAGCUUGUGCGGGACGCCAUUGCUGCAGGAAUCUUCAACGAUCUGGGUUCUGGCAGCAACAUAGAUCUGUGUGUGAUCACUAAGGAUAAGGUGGACUACAUCCGGCCCCAUGAUCAGGCCAACAAGAAGGGCACCAGAAGUGGGAACUACACGUACAAACGAGGAACCACAGGUGUGUUGACCAAGCAGGUGACCCCAUUGACCUUGGAUGUGAUGGAGGAAAGUGUACAAACCAUGGAUACUUCCUAAUAUACAUGUGUUCAAAAUGCAAUGUCACUGCUUUGUUUCCAAUAAAAUUCAACUUUCUUCUU
This is a messenger RNA of Dunckerocampus dactyliophorus (ringed pipefish), 983 nucleotides long. RefSeq names its product proteasome 20S subunit beta 7 (gene psmb7). The record is from RefSeq and is a predicted model, not a curated record. Gene Ontology annotation, molecular function: threonine-type endopeptidase activity. Gene Ontology annotation, cellular component: proteasome core complex. The transcript is spliced from 8 exons. Bases 88 to 921 code for a protein of 277 amino acids. Lineage: Eukaryota; Metazoa; Chordata; Actinopteri; Syngnathiformes; Syngnathidae.